Messenger RNA from Perkinsus marinus ATCC 50983, 358 nucleotides. RefSeq lists its product as hypothetical. The record is from RefSeq and is a predicted model, not a curated record. The transcript has 2 exons. The annotation marks the transcript as partial. Lineage: Eukaryota; Perkinsozoa; Perkinsida; Perkinsidae.
GUACCCCCGACAUCCUCGGAUGCAUCAGAGCAGGUAUCGUCUACCAUCUUCAUAGGACGAUCGGUAUCGAGAAGAUUGCUGCUGCUGAACAUAAAAUGGCCGAUCAUUUAUAUAAAAGGCUUCAGUCCCACAGCAAGAUUCAUAUACUCGGGCCCAAGGCAAGCUAUACCCGUUCUAUUGCUUUUGACGAUCGUCUUAGGAUCGUUCUCACUAUACCUCCAUUAUAACUUUGUUGCGGCCGUCCUAAACGAUUUGUUUGGCAUUCAAGCUAGGGGUGGCUGCGCUUGUGCUGGACCGUAUGCGGAAACCAUUCUCGGUCUCAGUGCUGAAAACGCCACCAAGUUCGAAGAAGCUGUCG